Messenger RNA from Chara braunii, 3685 nucleotides. Lineage: Eukaryota; Viridiplantae; Streptophyta; Charophyceae; Charales; Characeae. The record is from the annotation of a GenBank genome assembly.
GUGAUGGCGACGAAAAAAAAGACUGAGAAGAAUAGUAAACACAAACAUCGUGUGCCCCAGUUUCAUCGAUAGCCGUUCCCAGCACAUGCGACACGCGUCGCGCCUCGGCGGCUGUCAUGCGCCGGCAGCAAUGUGCCCCAAUGCCAGCCCAGAUAGUUGUCGUCAACGGCCUAGACGUGGGCAGGCAGAACACCGCUGUACCUUGAAGAGAUGGCGCAACUCUUUGACGAGGGCAAAGCGCAGACGAUGGCGACCACGUGUCCACGGGGAACGCGAAGACGGGGUGUCGAAACUCCGACACCUGGAGCGCACGAGCAGUCGGAAGGACGGCAAUGACGCGACUGCAAGAGGAGACAGACGCUGUACCGUGAAGGACGGGAGCAGCUCGUUGGCGAGGGCAAACCGCAGGCAAUGGCGGACACGCGCUGAUUCAGAACGCAAGGACAGGGUGUCUUGUCUCCGGAAGCUGGACAUCGACUGGGAUGAAGAGCGGAAACCCAGAAGCCCACGCUCGGAAACACGUGGCGCGACUGAGAGGCUGCGAAGGCGAUGGACGAUGUCACGGAGGUCACGUCGCGGUGAGGAACGCGGUCACUUCGAUGACAGCGAGGAGGAAGAAGAGGAGGACACGCGAGUUUUGCUGCAAAGACUCGGAGAUUGCGGGAUGCUGAGAAUUUACGGGGCUGAGAGAGGGGCAACAGUCGUCGAGCAGCCGUCGUCGUCGGGUGGCCGUCUCGGCUUGGGGUCGGAGGACAGGACAGUUGGCGUCAAGCCACCCCAGUCGGCCCCUGUCCAGCCCAGAGGUGUCAUCAACAUCGAUGCGGCAUACUUCCUGGAAUGGAAAAACGGCGUGCGAACAAAGCGGGAGUUCGCCAUUAACCCGUCGCAAGUCAUCGACAUCCGCGAGUGGGAGGCGGCAUACAACCAGCGUUCCUUGGAUCCCGUGCAAAUACAGGCCAUUAUUGACGCAAUGACGACGGCCUACUCUCAGACCGAGAAGACUUACGAGCUGCCGACAUUAAAGCUCGCGCCUCUCGGGCUGGUUAAACUGACGCCCGGGGUGCGGGCGGAUCGUCUGAAGCCGGAGGACUGGAAGGACAAGCUGGCAGGGCAAUACUACUACUACAUUGUGGCGGGCCAGCAUAACGCGGCUGCGGCCAGGGCGCUGCUUGGCACCGAUGUGGCGGUGAGGUACAACUUCGAGCGCUGGCCUGCACAAAUGGUGUACUUCUCGGACGAGGACUUUGAGGGGUACUUUCUGGUCAGCGCCGAGGACAACAAGAAAGACCUGAAGGCCCCUCCGAGACAGCUGAAACUCUCCAUGAGAGACAUUCGGUGGUGUUGGAAGGAAUUGGGUUUCCCGAAAGCUGUUAUGGGUAACCCCAGCGGGAAACGGGCGCAGGUGGAGACAUGGCGAAGAUUUUGUGCGGAAGCGCUCCACAGGACGCCGUACAAUCACUUGUGGACUCUCGCCGAUGACAAGACCGAGCAAGGAAUCAAGAAACAGAACGCUGCCCUUCGAUCCUAUUUCCCGCUCGCGAUGGCAGGGAAAAGCACAUGGGAAACUGGGAUGAAAUUUUUCGAGAGAUGGGAAACGGGCAGAUUGCUGGCUUCAGAAGGAGCGAAGUGGAUCGCGAAGAAGAAGAAGGUGCACGGCCUCAAGCCAGGUGUGAGCCACAUCGAAAACGAGAAGGACGGGCGAAAGGUGGUCGUCUACAAUGUCCCCGUCGAAGGGCCACAAAAGAAAGGCAAGAAGGAAAAAGAGCCAGGCGACUGGUUCGUCCACGUCACCGAGCCAGAUCCGCACUGCUGGAAGAGCAUGGAGGCCCUUACCGACAAUGAGAAAUGCCGGUUGUUGAAGAAGGUUCUCAACUGCGAGGUGGUCUGGGUGCAGACAGGGUCCUCCGCGUUGGCGAAGCAAGGGAAGCUGGGGAUGCAAGAGGCAGUGCAACUGGUGAAGUGCGAUCGCAUAUUGGUGCGGUUGUGGAACUACUACCAGUUCAAGCAAAAGAACCGGCCAGACAGUGACUGGACCACUAAGUACCCCUUCCUGAAAAAACGAGAGGCGGUUUUGGCAAAGUUUGAAGGGCAGGGGCUGGAUGCAGCGUUGUGGGACGGGAGCAGGAAACUUGUCAGCGACUCCUCCUUGUUCAAGGACUGUCCGCCCUACAUGGGUUGCGAGGACGACAAGUCGAUCAAGGCGACAGAAAAGCUACCGGUCCUGAGGCUUGAGAGUUACGGUGCCUUGAUCGACGCCGACGAAGAGUCCCUCACCGGUGUUGUCUUCGACACCGGUGCACCUGAGGAGGAUAGCGACACCAAGGAAAUUGACAUCGACUACCGCCUUGCUCCGGUGCUCCCAUCCCCGGCCUCCUCGUCGGCGAGUCCCUCAACAAACCGGCCUGCACAAGCGACGCCCGUGCGGAGGACCCCUAGUAAGUUGUUGGCGAGAUUGACACCUCGGCCUGCUGCGCCUCCUCCUCUGCGUCCAGGGUGUCAAGUCCCCCUGCAACAUCCUUCUCGGAAGGAUGAGAACAUCCACUUCAAAGGGCACGACCACACGCAUUCCACGGAGGCAGACUGGGGUCAUGACAUGAUUUGGCACCCGGGGACGAUCCAGCCCGCAAUUCGGAAGGGGGAGUGGGUCAUGGCCAUAGUCGACACUGACGGGGAAUGGAAGCCGUCCGAGCGCUUGGCCAAGUCCGACUACUUGGAUAUCGCGAGGAGUGUUGUGGUGGACAAAGUGACGUUAGAGAACAGCAACCUGCAGCCCGCCGACCUGGCCAUCAUUGCCACUGCUGAUCGCUUGUUUCGGGAAAUUCAUGACAAGCAGUGGUUGGAACUAUCUGACGAUUUCUACGACCUCGAGACGAGCCCUUCGAAGAAAAAGGUGAACUGGAAAGUACCCCCGUCGAGAGGGACCCAGGGUAGUGUGGGAGGAGGACCUUUGAGGCCCCCCGCGGCCGGAGGGGGGGGAGGCAGUGGCCACGAGGAAGGAGGUGGCGGAGGCAGUGGCCAUACGACAUCAGGGGGAAGCGCGCCGGCAUCAUCGCCAGCCCCUGGCGGUCAGGGCAGGAUCGCGCACAGCGGCGUGGGGAAAGGGGGGGUGAACGUCACACACUCCCCAACAGCAGGGAGCGGCAAGUCGGGGAAGUUCUCCCACAUCCGAACUUCGCAGACCGAGGACCCAGUGCCCGUGGAGGCAGCGAAGUCGGCCGGCAUCCGCACUUUGACGACUCUGGAGCAGGCGGCCCUUCCCUCGUGGACUGCUUUCGGCUCCUCCGGUGAAGUGGGGCGGGGGUCAUGUGCAGGGGAUCCUGUCUCCGCCGUGAAGGGCAAGUCCACAGGGAUCCCUGCCAGGGCGGACGACGUUCAGGCGAGUGUACCGGUCCAGUGGAGCUCUACAGGAGCACAAGCAUCGGAGAUGGGCGCCACCCUGGCUGUGUGGGAGGCGACGCCGCCGGCCCUUGGACAAGGCCGAUCUGCGGAGUCACGGAGAGAGAUUGCUGGUGGAGCGCCGUCCGCCUUCCUUGCGACGAAGUCCACCGGUAUCCGUACUUCGUCCGUGACGUGCCUGCAGUUGGAGGAGGCAGGGACGGAGUAAGGUGCUACGUCUGUUCAGACAGACGACCGCUCCUUGGGAUCGGCCUUGAUGCGGCUGCAAGGAGCCGAGUCGCGUUAGACU